This is a messenger RNA of Anopheles cruzii, 4279 nucleotides long. RefSeq names its product adenylate cyclase type 2 (gene Adcy2). Gene Ontology annotation, cellular component: plasma membrane. The record is from RefSeq and is a predicted model, not a curated record. Bases 14 to 3742 code for a protein of 1242 amino acids. NCBI's taxonomy places the organism in Eukaryota, Metazoa, Arthropoda, Insecta, Diptera, Culicidae. Gene Ontology annotation, biological process: cAMP biosynthetic process; adenylate cyclase-inhibiting G protein-coupled receptor signaling pathway; intracellular signal transduction. Gene Ontology annotation, molecular function: adenylate cyclase activity. The transcript is spliced from 17 exons.
UAGCAGAUUCGUUAUGCUGUACGAGAUAAGCAGAACCACCAGCAUGGCGUUUGACGGCUAUUCGCGGACGAUGCAGGAACGGAUCGAGGAUGACAUUCUAUCAGAAAACUCCCACCUCGAUGACCUCUACACGCGCUACCGCCAGCGUCUUCGGAGAUCACUUUUCAUGACCGGCCUGGGCAUCUCUAUCCUAUCGUGUGUCAUCUCUAUCGUCCUGUGCGCGCUCCACGAAGCGAUUCUGGCCGAUCUAGCGCUGCUGGCCGGUGCAUCGGUCGUGCUGUGCGGAAUCCUCGUGGCGCUGCAGUUCCCGGUGGUGACGAAUUCGCCGCUAGCGGCGCUUUCGUUCGCCAUCCUUACGACGGGGACAAUCGGAGCCAUAUCGACCUUCAUCGGAGCCAAGCUGGCACCGUUGCCGCUGUUUGCGCUGAUUUUGGGUGUCCACACGAUGCUACCGAUCUCGUGGCCGGUAUCGGUAGUGCUGGCCGUGUUGCUCUGCAUCAUGCACAUCGGCUACCGUCUGGUGUCGCAAGACUCCGACUUUGUAGCGACGUUCUUUCCCCAGCUCCUGGCGGAGACAGUGUUCCUGGCGUCGGCUUCGAUCUCCAGUCUGUACUACCGGAUUAUGUCCGAUGCGGCCCACAUCGACGCGGUCGAUGGGACGCGAACCGGCAUCGAGCAGCGGGUGAAGCUGGAAUGCGAACGGGAGCAGCAGGAGCAGCUCCUGCUGAGCGUCAUACCGGCCUACAUUGCGGCGGAGGUGAAGCGCAGCAUUAUGCUGAAGAUGGCCGACGCCUGCCAGCGGGCGGGCGGCCAGAGCCAGACGCGGUUCCACGAGAUGCACGUGCAGCGGCACAACAACGUUUCCAUCCUGUAUGCGGACAUCGUCAACUUCACGCCACUGUCCGAGCAGCUGACAGCGUCGGAUCUGGUCAAGACACUAAACGAAUUAUUCGGGCGAUUUGAUCAAAUCGCACAAGAAAAUCAAUGUCUGAGGAUAAAGAUUCUCGGAGACUGCUAUUACUGUGUCUCCGGGUUGCCGGUAUCGCGACCCCACCACGCCGCCAACUGUGUUAACAUGGGCCUGCAGAUGAUUGAUGCCAUACGAUUCGUCCGGGAAGCGACCGGCUUCAACGUGGAUAUGCGAAUCGGGAUCCACACCGGCAACGUCUUGUGUGGCGUGCUGGGGCUGCGCAAGUGGCAGUUCGACGUGUGGAGCGACGAUGUGACCCUGGCCAACCAUAUGGAGAGUGGCGGCGUCGCCGGCCGAGUGCACAUCACGAAAGCGACGCUGGACUAUCUCGGUGACAAGUUCGAGGUGGAACCGGGCGCCGGAGCCACCCGAGAGUCCUACUUGGCGGAUCACAAAAUUGAAACGUACCUCAUCGUGCCACCAAAGCAAAAAGCGGCGGCGGAUUUGGGUAAAGCGACCACCACAGACUCACACACACCGACGUCGGCCCUGGGAACGCCCUCGCCCUCGACUGUGCCCGUGCAGAUCAACGAGCCCGAGCAGGAGCACCUGCUUCCGGUGCUUCCGGAGCCACCGAAAACACCCAAGUCACCCCGGACACCGAAAACUCCCGACGACGUGCGGCGCUCGCACGCCUCCAUCUCGCCCAUCACCAUUCCCGAGGAGCACGAACACCUGUUACCGCCGCCAUCGCCGGCCAACCAUUCCGGUUCCGGUGGCCACGGCCACGGCCUGGUGCCACCGCCGUCGCCGAGCGCCAAGCAAACCGCCGCCGCCGUGCAGAUCAAUCCACCGACCAUCAACGAGGAAACGGUGGACAACAGUACCGAGCACCAUCCGGCGGACUCCGGCGACGAGGGUGAAGGCGAGUCGCGGAAGAAAUCCUGCCUAACGCUUCCGGUCGAACCAAUUACCACCAACGGACACCUUCCGGAGCGUGUCGGAAGUCGCAAACUGUCCGUGCAAGGUCUGAUUGCGUUCGCGGAGCGUCGAAAGUCGUCCGGUUCUAUUUUCGGUGACAUGCGCAAAAUGUCAAUUUCCAACAUCGACUGCCUCCGGUCGCCGAUGGUGGCGACGCCGGGCGGUCCACUCGUGCGCGCCCGGCCCUCGUCCAAGAUGACCAAGUACGUGGAGUGCUGGGGUGCGGACAAACCGUUCGCCAACAUCACCGACUCGAAGAUGGCGAAAAACAUCGGCCUGGCGAGCAUCGCCAUGAUCGAGUCCAACCUGCUGCCGGAGGACGGGUACUGCGGGGAGUGCAAGUGCUGGGGCCCGCCCAAGGAGCUGCAGCCCGUCACGAUGUGGUACCGGAACACCGCCCGGGAGACGCUGUUCCGCGCCCAGCCCGAACCGACAUUUCGAUUUGAUCUCGUAUGUUCCUUCGUACUGUUCAUCUUCAUAGGACUGAUACAAAUUAUAGUAUUUAAAAGCAAUGUAGUGGUGGUCGGGUCGCUCAGCGCCACGGCCGUAGCGUUAGGACUGUUUUUAUACCUAAGCAACUACCAGAUGUCGAGCAUGUCGCCACCGGGCAACACCGGACCCGGCCAGGUUAUCGCCGCCAGCCGGGGCCUUCGGUUAGCAAUAUUUCUCAUCUCGACCACUCUCAUUGCGGCCUGUGCCAUCUUCAGUGUGAUAAACUUUGACGAUUUAGUUAUAGCCGAUAUACACUUUGUGAGCAACACCAGCAGCACCACCGAGGAGAUCACGUACGACGACGAGUUCGCACCGGUGGCCCCCGUCUACCUCUACAUGUGCGCCGUCAGCCUGGCCGCGGUGUCCGCCUUCCUGAAGUCGGGCUUCCUCGUCAAGGGCCUGCUGAUGGCGGUGUUCAUCACCGUCCAGUGUGCGAUCCUGUGGACGAGUUCGCUCUUCGAGACCUACAGCAUUCUGAUAGACGCCUGGCCGCUGGGAUUUCAGGGUUUGCUGUUCCUGCUCCUCAUCGCCACCGUGCUGCACACGCUCGAUCGCCAGGGUGAAUACGCGUCCCGGACCGACUUCCUGUGGAAAGCCAAACUGAAGGUGGAACAGGAGGAGGUGGAAACGAUGCGGGGUAUCAAUAAGAUUUUAUUGGAAAAUAUAUUACCCGCACACGUUGCCCAGCACUUUCUGAAGAAGGAGCGCGCGGUCCAGGAGCUGUACCACGAGAGCUACUCGUCGGUGGCGGUCAUGUUCGCCUCGAUACCGAACUACAAGGAGUUCUACGACGAGACGGACGUGAACAAGCAGGGCCUGGAGUGCCUGCGGCUGCUGAACGAGAUUAUCUGCGACUUUGACAAGCUGCUGCUCAAGCCGAAGUUCAGCGGAAUCGAGAAGAUAAAAACCAUCGGAAGCACCUACAUGAUUGCGUCCGGGCUGCGGCCGGGCAAGGAGGAAGGGGCCACGAAAAAUAACGAGCUGGAUGAGAAGCGCACCGAGGAGCACAACGUGGUUGUGCUAGUGGACUUUGCCAUCGCGCUGAUGACGGCGUUGGAUCAAAUAAAUCGUGAAUCAUUCCAACGAUUUCGACUCCGGAUCGGUCUCAACCACGGCCCGGUGAUAGCGGGUGUCAUCGGGGCCCAAAAGCCACAGUACGACAUCUGGAGCAACACGGUCAACGUGGCUUCGCGCAUGGACUCGUGCGGCGUGAUGGGACGGGUGCAGGUGACAGAAAAUACGGCCAAAGUCUUGAUGGCAGCCGGAUAUUCGUGUGACUGUCGAGGACCGAUCCACGUCAAGGGUAAAGGAAUCCUGACGACGUACUUCGUCAAAACGCCGUUCGACGAGCGUAUUUAAGCGCGAUAUCACUGCACUACUUGAGCAAACACAUACACCAAAGACAAACAUAGUUUGUAUUGAACGUGGUUGUAGACGGUAAGGUUCCGGUAAGCGAAAAUCUCUAUCAUCAGCGUCUUCAUUAGUGCGCUAGUCUAGUUGAUAGCCCGCAGCAGCAGCCAAUGUAUUUUGCGUAUGGAUCAGUGUUGAAUAGAGUAGCGGAUGUCUGACCGUCACCGGCUAAGCAGAUCAGUGUGAGCAUAUCUAACUAGUAAUUCAGAGCCGUAACCCAAAUAACGAACCAUUCGAACCGGGGUGAAUAUUACAGUGAAAUAAGUACAAUUGCACUGCUAACUACCAGAAGUAUUUUCUAGACGUAAAGGAACACCAUUAAGCAUCUUCGAUCGCAGUCAAAACCCUUCGAGCAUGGAACAUUUGCACAUUUGCCAUAAAACUCCGCCAGCAUUCGCAAAGUUUACGGGUCGUCCCAUCACUACUUGCUUUCAUUCAAUGAUGUGUCCAAAAUAUAAUAAAGAACGCGAGUGAAUUCGAUAGUAA